AUGGAAAUUCCGAACCCCGCCUCGAAGCCACGGCAGCCUGAUCCCAUCACAGUCGCAGAAGUCGAGGCAAUUGCAGCCAAAACAUUGUCCAAACAGAUCUACGAAUUCUAUGCGUCCGGCUCCGAUGAACAGAAGCUGCUGAAAAGGAACAUGUCUGGAUAUGACAGGUUGUACAUAGUCCCCCGAGUUCUCCGUGAUGUCUCCGACGUGGACACCAGGGUCGAGAUGUUUGGCUCGAAAUUGAACAUGCCCAUCGGCAUUGCGCCAAGUGCGAUGCAAAGACUGGCAGGCCGAGGCGGAGAGAUUGAUGUGGCACGCGCCGCUGUACACGAGCGAGUCAAUUUCACGUUAUCAUCGCAGUCGACGACCUCACUCGAGAAUGUCAUGGCUGUGAAAACCAGUCAAGGUGAUUCGACCCCGACGCCUGACUUCUGGUUCCAAAUCUACCUCACGCAGGACUUGGACAAGAGUGUGGACUUGAUAAAAAGGGCAGAAGUGGCGGGCUACAAAGCUCUUGUUGUCACGGUAGAUACUCCGGUCCUGGGAAACCGUGUCAAUGAAAGAAAAAACGUGCUAGCCCUACCGCGCGGUAUGAGGCUUGCGAAUCUUGAAGAAGAUGACGCGGAUUCAGCAAAGACACCAACACCUACGCGCAACCGGCUGCUGAUGGACGCCCGCACCAAACAUGAUGCCAGGUUGGUCGUUGAACUCGGUGGCGGAGAAAUGCAUGCCUCGAAUUUGUCUUGGGCCAAGACGCUGAGCUUCCUCAGAGGUGUGACGACGAUGAAAAUUGUGCUGAAAGGGGUCAUGACACCUCAAGAUGCAAGGCUGGCGAUAUUGUACGGCGCCGACGCAAUUGUCGUGUCAAAUCAUGGAGGUCGACAGCUGGACGACGCACCGUCGACGAUAGAGGUCUUGGCAGAUAUUGCGCACGCUGUCCGCGGUCGCAUACCCAUCAUCUUGGACGGUGGUAUUCGUCGUGGCGCCGACGUUUUCAAGGCCAUCGCUCUCGGUGCGGACCUUGUUUGGAUUGGGAGACCUGUUCUUUGGGGUCUCGCCUACGACGGUGACAAAGGUGUCGGCGCGGUGCUGAAUAUUCUCGAGAGGGAACUCAGCCGCACAAUGGCCUUGGCUGGGGUUAGAGAGAUAUCCGAGAUAAGCAGCGCCUAUUUAGCGGUAGCAAAUCCGACCUUUGGAGUCACCAAGUUGUAA
Molecule: messenger RNA, 1212 nt
Organism: Metarhizium robertsii ARSEF 23
Lineage: Eukaryota; Fungi; Ascomycota; Sordariomycetes; Hypocreales; Clavicipitaceae
Product: FMN-dependent alpha-hydroxy acid dehydrogenase
Exons: 3
Coding region: 1-1212 (403 amino acids)
Molecular function (GO): oxidoreductase activity; FMN binding
Source: RefSeq, a predicted model, not a curated record